Molecule: messenger RNA, 594 nt
Organism: Suncus etruscus (white-toothed pygmy shrew)
Lineage: Eukaryota; Metazoa; Chordata; Mammalia; Eulipotyphla; Soricidae
Product: sperm acrosome-associated protein 5-like
Exons: 4
Coding region: 130-594 (154 amino acids)
Biological process (GO): fusion of sperm to egg plasma membrane involved in single fertilization
Cellular component (GO): sperm flagellum; acrosomal vesicle
Molecular function (GO): lysozyme activity
Source: RefSeq, a predicted model, not a curated record
GUGACUUCAGUUUCAGUAUCUAUCAAUUGUUUGCUCAUAGAUUUAAAGUUCCAAUGUGUUCUUUAUUCUAAACACUUCAGUGUGGAGUCUGAAGUAAGAAGUCAUCUAGGAGGGUUUAUGUGAAUCAGAAUGCAGUCUUGGGCCUCCGCAUUGAUGAUCCUUACUAUGAUGAUGAUUCUAACUGUCUAUGCCAGAAUCUAUGACCGCUGUAAAUUGGCACAAAAGCUGGAGAAUGAAGGCCUCAGUGGCUUCAUGGGUUACAGCAUUGAAGACUGGCUGUGCAUGGCACACUAUGAAAGUGGAUUUGAUACGUCUUUAUUGAGCCAUAAUAUUGAUGGCAGCAGUGAAUAUGGCAUUUUCCAACUGAAUUCUGCAUGGUGGUGUGAUAAUGGCAUUACACCUACCCAUAACCUCUGCCACAUGAAUUGUCAAGAUCUGCGUAACUACCAUAUUAAAGAUGACAUCUUAUGUGCAAAGAAGAUUGUGACCUUCCAUAGUGGAAUGGGUGCCUGGGAUACUUGGACAAACUACUGUUCUGGUUAUGACUUAUCUAAAUGGACCAACGGGUGUCAUAUGCACUUAAGACCUAAUUAG